CUAGGGUUAAGAGAAAUAAGGGCUUCUAAUUUUUGAGGAUAUAUAUGCGAGGAGCCCCACGGCAGCAGAAGAGAGAAAUUGUUCUGCCCAAGAGGUCAAGAGCACCCAACCGCCCAAAAUCCCAGCCACCCGCAUCUGUUGUUCACCAGCAGAAGAAGAGGACACCAACACGCAAUACCCGAAAAUCUGUUCACCAGCAGAAGGGAGAACACCCACCCAGAUCUGUUCGUGAAAGAUCCAACGCCACUGACAGCCUCUGUUCUUCUCAACCAGCUUUGUUAGGGAGGACAGCAGCACAAGUUUGGCUUGUUCUUCAUUGGACGGGUGUUGUUGAUUCUUAAUUUGAAUUUUUUAUCAUGGUUGUCUGCUGGAAUUACCGAAUUAUGGCUGCUGUUGACAACAUAA
This is a messenger RNA of Rubroshorea leprosula, 405 nucleotides long. NCBI's taxonomy places the organism in Eukaryota, Viridiplantae, Streptophyta, Magnoliopsida, Malvales, Dipterocarpaceae. The record is from the annotation of a GenBank genome assembly.